AUGUCAGAAUACAUCAAAACGACUUUCUUAAUCAUGUCAGAUUCUCAUGGACAUCAGCUGCUGUCGGGACCGGUGACCGGACAUAUCGACGUUGCUAUCCAUUGUGGCGACCUCACAAAUGAAUCGAAGAUAGAAGAGUUCCAGAAGACGUUACAAUACCUUCAGGAAUUGAAAGCAGAUCUCAAGUUAGUAAUUGGCGGCAACCAUGACUUUACAAUGGAUGUUCCGGCUUUCAAAAAGUUGGUUGCAAAUGCUAAGCAAACUCUAGAGCCAGAGCUGGUGCGAAAGACAUACGGAGAUUACGGCGAAAUCAGAAACAUCCUAUCUGCAAAUGCAGCAGCAGCUAAUAUCAUCUUCUUAGAUGAGGGCUCGUAUGAAUUCAGGCUGCGCAACGGUGCCUUAUUGCGUGUUUACGCUAGUCCUUUCACACCAUCGUUAAGUGGUGAUUGGGGAUUUCAGUACCAUCUAAAUGAAGGUCAUCAUUUCGAAAUUCCGGAGACUGUCGACGUAGUGAUCACGCACGGCCCUCCAAAGGGAAUCCUUGAUUAUACUGAUGGGAGACGGGCUGGCUGCCCUAAUUUAUUUCAAGCCAUUGCUCGUGCACAGCCUCUUUUACACUGCUUCGGACACAUCCAUGAGUGCUGGGGAGGGAAACUAGUGACCUGGCGUAGCAACAUGCCAUCGAAUUCGAUGCCUUCUCAUAUCACACAUAUCGACAAUUCGAAGUCAACUGUUUUGAGUAACAUUUCACGGCUAGAGGCAGCGCGUCAAACAAGUGACUUGGCUUGUUUCUCCGUUGAUUUUGAUGUGACUAGAUCAGGUUCACAGACGUUAUUUGUCAACGCAGCACUUCAGGGUACUUCCGAAAUUACUCAGGUACCGUGGGUUGUCAAUGUUCCACUUCCUCGUGUUUGA
Messenger RNA from Talaromyces amestolkiae, 915 nucleotides. RefSeq lists its product as uncharacterized. NCBI's taxonomy places the organism in Eukaryota, Fungi, Ascomycota, Eurotiomycetes, Eurotiales, Trichocomaceae. Gene Ontology annotation, molecular function: hydrolase activity. The record is from RefSeq and is a predicted model, not a curated record. Bases 1 to 915 code for a protein of 304 amino acids. The transcript has a single exon.